GAAGGUGAUUGUACUUUUAGAACAUCUUUGUCCUCCUUUUUGACUUUGUUCUCAUCCUGGAUUGUACAUUUAGGACACUUUUGCUCAUAGUUUUAAAUCCCUCACCCCUCACGGCUUCACCUCGGAACCCUUUUGGCACGAAGCUUCCACAAUCGCUUUCUCUGUAAAAGGACCAUCAUCUCUUAAUCACCCACUCAACACAUGAUUCUAAAAUCAUUUCUUUCCUUUCAAAUUUAUAAAACUCAGAUUCCGAUUCCAUGGCUCGAACUGGAAGAGUCAUUCAAAGAGUUCAGCACGGGAUUUUCUGGUCAUAAGUGCAGCUGUUUAUGAGCCUUUUCUUUGGGGGUUCUUUUUGGCUACGCUUCUCAUCCAUGUUAAAAGUUGGCAAACAUGAUAUUGUAUCUAGAAUUUGAAAAAAUAUGGAGGAGAAAAAUGAUGAUAUGGGGCUUGAUAGACCACCUCCUAAUGCCCUGUGGUGUCAAUCUGGUCUUAUUGAGAAACUGCAGCUGAUUUCUCUGAGUUCUUCAGAAGAAACCUCAAAUUCUAAUGGAUUGAGAACUGAACAAGACCUUGGGAGUUCAGCAUUUCAGAGAGCAUCGCAGACCCUGUGGGACACUGGAAAGCUUGCUGAACCGAUUCCUGAUGGUUUCUAUUUUGUGACUCCUGAAAGAAGAUUCAAGGAGCUUUUUGACACUAUUCCCUCCUUAGAUGAGCUUAAUACUUUGGAGACUGAGGGGCUUAGGCCCAGUGUGAUUGUUGUCGAUACACGUAAAGAUAAGAAGCUUUCCAUGUUGAAGCAGCUGGCAGUCACUUUGGUGAAGGGAUUGAAUUCAAGUCCUACUGCCAUGAUCAAGAAAAUAGCUGGAUUGGUUUGCGACUUUCACAAGAAACCAAAAUUUGGUUUGGAUCAUGUAGAAGGUUCACUUGAAGAAGUUUCCCAUGCAUUGGAUAAUUAUGGCAUCCGUAUGCUGGGUCAUAUCAAGCAUGGUUCAUGUCAUUCUCGGGCAAUUUUAUUCAAAGUUCUUGCUAAUACUGUAGGUCUUGAUAGUAGGCUCAUGGUGGGUUUACCUAGAGAAGGAGUAAUGGAACAAGCAGAUUCAUUCAAGCACAUGUCUGUCAUAGUUGUUUUGAAUUCUGUAGAACACUUGGUUGAUCUUGUGCAUUUUCCGGGCAAGCUGAUACCAAGCUCUGCAGAGGCACUUUUUCUCACUCAUCUCCCUACGGGCGAGAGUGACUCUGCCGAAAAUAACUCAUAUGAUUCACCUACUGAACCAAGCAGUCCUCUCUGUAGCAUUUCAGAUCGAGCAGAUGUUGAAGGUUUACCCCACAGUGAACCGAAUGUAGCAAAUUCGUUUUGGCGGCACAGCCGGAAGAAAGAUAUUGCUGAACAAAGGACAGCCAGUUCAAGUCCUGAGCAUCCUUUCUUUCAAGGACAUGGGAGAUCUUUGCUUGGUGGUUGCAGGGUUUCCUUCAGGGAGUACAACAAUGACCUCAAUGCAUCAAGGUCUGCUGGUACAUCUCCAGUAUAUGCCCGUAGGAGAAGACGGCGUUGUAUUAGCAUGAUACCGGAGAUUGGCGAUGAUACUGUCAGGGCUGUUCGAGCAAUGAAUGAAACACUGAAGAAAAAUCAUCUUCCCAAGGAGCAAAUAAAUUCAACACGUUCUACAAGUGAAAAAUAUGAUAGCUCAGAUAUACAAGAAAGUCUAUCAAGGUUCAAUCCAGAUGACCAUGAUGGGAACCGUGAUAAACCUAUAAAAUAUGGUGUUCAUGGGAAGCAAAUAAGUUCACAUAAGGCAAUCUCACUUCCAUCAUCUCCUCAAUGUUUUGGCAAUCAAGCUUCUCUUAGGGGUGAGGCAAGUACAACAUUUGCCAAUCCUGAUAUGAUGUUAAUAUUCAAUAAAGUGCUGGAAUCAUCAAAGAUUCUGAAGAAGCCAUUGUUACCCUUUCAAGAAUGGAACAUUGAUUUUUCUGAAAUAACCAUUGGAACCCGUGUUGGAAUCGGAUUCUUUGGGGAAGUUUUCUGUGGCACUUGGAAUGGAUUAGAAGUUGGAAUCAAGGUGUUUCUGGAACAAGAGCUGACUGUUGAGAAUGUUGAAGAUUUUUGCAAUGAAAUAUCUAUCUUGAGCCGUAUCCGCCACCCUAAUGUUAUUUUAUUCCUUGGUGCUUGUACAAAGCCUCCUCACUUGUCCUUGGUUACUGAAUAUAUGGAGAUGGGAUCACUGUAUUAUCUGAUCCAUGCAAGUGGACUGAAAAAGAAACUUAGCUGGCAAAGGAGGCUUAAAAUGCUUUGUGAUAUAUGCAGGGGACUGAUGUGCUUACACCGAAUGAAAAUAGUACAUCGUGAUCUGAAAAGUGCAAACUGCCUCGUGAAUAAGCAUUGGACAGUAAAGAUAGGUGAUUUUGGGCUGUCAAGAGUACUGACUACCACACCAAUGACGGAUUCUUCUUCUGCUGGAACUCCGGAAUGGAUGGCUCCAGAACUUAUUCGCAAUGAACCCUUCACUGAGAAAUGCGAUAUUUUCGGCCUUGGUGUCAUAAUGUGGGAGCUAUGCACACUCAAAAGGCCAUGGGACGGUGUACCGUCUGUUCAAGUAGUGUAUGCUGUUGCCAAUGAUGGUCAAAGGCUCGAAAUUCCUAAAGGUCCACUGAGCAAGUUAAUUGCAGAUUGCUGGGCAGAACCAGAUGAACGCCCUACCUCCCAGGAAGUUCUCGCGCGCCUCCAUGAGUGCGAAUGCUUCUUGCUGAGUUAAUUUGGUUCUUUUAAUUUGUGCAAACGCCAUAAUGGUAGUAUUGAGAGUUGUUGCAGGAGAUUUUUAAAUAAAUAUUUCUUUUUUAUGACUGGAUAUUGCUUCAGUUUCAAUAAAAGUGAACUGGUGAAAUAA
This is a messenger RNA of Olea europaea var. sylvestris, 2882 nucleotides long. RefSeq names its product serine/threonine-protein kinase EDR1-like. Gene Ontology annotation, molecular function: ATP binding; protein kinase activity. The transcript is spliced from 17 exons. NCBI's taxonomy places the organism in Eukaryota, Viridiplantae, Streptophyta, Magnoliopsida, Lamiales, Oleaceae. The coding region runs from base 420 to 2750 and encodes 776 amino acids. Gene Ontology annotation, biological process: protein phosphorylation. The record is from RefSeq and is a predicted model, not a curated record.